Molecule: messenger RNA, 5485 nt
Organism: Pan troglodytes (chimpanzee)
Lineage: Eukaryota; Metazoa; Chordata; Mammalia; Primates; Hominidae
Product: leucine-rich repeat-containing protein 37A3
Molecular function (GO): protein binding
Source: RefSeq, a predicted model, not a curated record
GGUGACAUGGAGCAGAUCUGUGGCAUAAAUAAAGGUGUCAUAAAGACAGGGCGGGGCUCACGCUUAUAAGGGGCACGAGCGUCUCGGAGCUGCCAGAAUGUCUUCUGCUCAGUGCCCGGCACUAGCGUGUGUCAUGUCCCGGCUGCGUUUCUGGGGCCCAUGGCCCCUCCUUAUGUGGCAACUAUUGUGGCUACUAGUCAAGGACCUGCUCCAGCUCACCUCUAACCCCCUGGGGCCGCCUGAGCCCUGGUCUUCCCACUCCUCCCAUUUCCCACGGGAAUCUCCCCAUGCGCCUACUCUCCCGGCAGACCCGUGGGACUUUGAUCACCUGGGGCCCUCUGCUUCCUCAGAGAUGCCAGCCCCACCCCAGGAAUCGACUGAAAAUUUGGUUCCAUUCCUGGACACCUGGGAUUCAGCUGGAGAGCUGCCCCUGGAGCCAGAGCAGUUCUUGGCUUCACAGCUGAAGAAAGAUCCAGCUCAGCGUUGGAGCCUUGCUGAGAUUAUUGGAAUUACACGCCAAUUAUCCACACCUCAGAGUCAGAAACAGACUUUGCAGGAUGAAUAUUCCAGCACGGAUACACCGUAUCCCGGUAGCCUGCCUCCAGAACUCCGGGUGAAGUCAGAUGAGCCUCCAGGGCCCUCUGAGCAAGUUGGACCUUCUCAAUUCCAUCUAGAGCCUGAAACUCAAAAUCCAGAGACCCUUGAAGACAUCCAGUCCUCUUCACUCCAGCAAGAAGCCCCAGCACAGCUUCCACAGCUCCCUGAGGAGGAAGAACCUUCUUCAAUGCAGCAGGAGGCCCCAGCUCUGCCUCCAGAGUCCUCUAUGGAGAGUCUAACUCUACUGAAUCAUGAGGUGACAGUUCAACCUCCAGGUGAGGAUCAAGCUCAUUAUCACUCGCCCAACAUUACAGUUAAAUCUGCAGAUGUGGAGGUUACCAUAACUUCAGAGCCUACCAAUGAGAGAGAAUCUUCCCAAGCCCAGCAGGAGGCCGCAAUUCAGUUUCUAGAGGAGGUGGAACCUUCUGCAACCCAACAGGAGGCCCCAAUUGAGCCUCCAGUUCCUCCUAUGGAGCAUGAACUUUCCAUCAGUGAGCAGCAGCAGCCAGUUCAGCCUUCUGAGUCUUCUGGGGAGGUCGAAUCUUCUCCGACCCAGCAGGAGACCCCAGGUCCGCCUCCAGAACAUCAUGAAGUCACAGUUUCACCUCCAGGUCACCAUCAAACUCAUCAUUUAGAUUCACCCAGUGUCUCUGUGAAGCCUCCAGACGUGCAGCUCACCAUAGCAGCAGAGCCUAGUGCAGAGGUGGGAACUUCUCUAGUCCACCAGGAGGCUACAGCUCAGCUCUCAGGGUCAGGUAAUGAUGUAGAACCUCCCGCCAUCCAGCACGGGGGCCCACCUCUGCUUCCAGAGUCAUCGGAAGAGGCUGGACCUUUAGCAGUUCAAAAGGAGACUUCGUUUCAGUCUCCGGAACCUGUUAAUAAUGAGAACCCCUCUCCAACCCAGCAGGAGGCUGCAGCUGAGCAUCCACAGACCGCUGAGGAGGGUGAGUCUUCCCUAACCCAUCAGGAGGCCCCAGCUCAGACUCCAGAGUUCCCUAAUGUAGUUGUAGCUCAACCUCCAGAGCAUUCACACCUGACUCAAGCCGCAGUUCAACCUUUGGAUCUGGGGUUUACCAUCACUCCAGAAUCCAUGACAGAGGUUGAACUUUCUCCAACCAUGAAGGAGACCCCAACUCAGCCUCCUAAGAAAGUUGUACCCCAACUUCGAGUAUAUCAAGGGGUAACAAAUCCAACACCAGGUCAGGAUCAAGCUCAGCAUCCAGUGUCACCCAGCGUUACAGUUCAAGUUUUGGACCUGGGACUUACCAUCACUCCAGAACCCACUACGGAGGUUGGACAUUCUACACCCCCAAAGAGGACUAUAGUUUCUCCAAAGCAUCCUGAGGUGACACUUCCACAUCCAGACCAGGUUCAGACUCAGCAUUCACACCUGACUCGAGCCACAGUUCAACCUUUGGACCUGGGGUUUACCAUCACUCCAAAAUCCAUGACAGAGGUUGAACCUUCUACAGCCCUGACGACUACAGCUCCUCCUCCAGGACACCCUGAGGUGACACUUCCACCUUCAGACAAGGGUCAGGCUCAGCAUUCACACCUGACUCAAGCCACCAUUCAACCUCUGGACCUGGAGCUUACCAUAACUACAAAACCUACUACAGAGGUUAAACCGUCUCCAACCACGGAGGAGACCUCAACUCAGCCUCCAGACCUAGGGCUUGCCAUAACUCCAGAGCCCACUACAGAGAUUGGACAUUCUACAGCCCUGGAGAAGACUACAGCUCCUCAUCCAGAUCAGCUUCAGACUCUGCAUCGAAAACUGACUGAAGUCACAGGUCCACCUACUGAGCUAGAACCUAGUCAGGAUUCAUUGGUGCAGUCUGAAAGUUACAUCCAAGAUAAGGCUUUAACUGCACCAGAGGAACAGAAGGCCUCCACAAGCACCAACAUAUGUGAGCUCUGUACCUGCGGAGAUGAGAUGUUGUCAUGUAUUGAUCUCAACCCAGAGCAGAGGCUCCGCCAAGUGCCUGUGCCAGAGCCCAACACCCACAAUGGCACCUUCACCAUCUUAAAUUUCCAAGGAAACUAUAUUUCUUACAUUGAUGGAAAUGUAUGGAAAGUGUACAGUUGGACCAAGAAACUAAUUCUCAGAGAAAAUAACUUGACUGAAUUACACAAGGAUUCAUUUGAAGGCCUGCUAUCCCUCCAGUAUUUAGAUUUAUCCUACAAUAAAAUACAGUCUAUUGAAAGACAUACAUUUGAACCACUACCAUUUUUGAAGUUUAUAAAUCUUAGUUGCAAUGUAAUUACAGAACUCAGCUUUGGAACAUUUCAGGCCUGGCACGAAAUGCAGUUUUUACAUAAGUUAGUAAUUUAUAAUAUUUCCCACUCCCAACAGGAAUUGAGAAAGGGACUCCAGAAGUUGGGGGCUUAUUCAGACUUCUUAAAAGUCUACCUUCUUCCUCUGUACUUUCAGCCCAAAGCAUACCAUACUCACUGCCAUGCUUACCCUUCAGUUGGGCACCUUUGCCCUCCUUCCUAUUGGCCUUCUGGUUCCUACCCAACUGUCCAGUCCAUAGGCUUCAAUGAACACCUUUUUCCCACCCCUGUGGUAGCGCUGGCUGCCUCCUUUACCUACUCAAGUAACCGCUUUACCGCUAAUUUAUUGCUCUCUGUUUUCAUCUAUAGGAUCUUACCUAGCCAUAUGGCCUGCUGCCUCUGCCAAUUUAAAAACAGCAUUGAGGCUGUCUGCAAGACAGUCAAGCUGCAUUGCAACAGUGCAUGUCUGACAAACACCAUACAUUGUCCUGAAGAAGAAUCUGUAGGGAAUCCAGAAGGAGCGUUCACGAAGGUGUUAAAAGCCCGGAAGAAUUACACAAGCACUGAGCUGACUGUUGAGCCGGAGGAGCCCUCAGACAGCAGUGGCAUAAACUUGUCAGGCUUUGGGAGUGAGCAGCUAGACACCAAUGACGAGAGUGAUGUUAUCAGUGCACUAAGGAACAACAUGCCAUAUUUCUCAGCGGUAAACCUAGAUGUGAAAUCAAUGUUACUACCGUUCAUUUAAAUGCCAACCACAGGAAACAGCCUGGCAAAGAUUCAAACUGUACGCAAAAACUGGUAGAGAGUGAGUAGAGUCCUCAUGGGCCCAAGGAGCAUCCAGAAAAGGCACUUCAAAGAGGUGGGAAGGCAGAGCAUCAGGAGGGAACAGGGUGCCCAGGCAUCUGUGGAGAACGCUGCCGAAGAAAAAAGGCUCCAGAGUCCAGCCCCAAGGGAGCUGAAACAGCCUAACACACAGCAGGGGCCUGAGAAGUUAGCGGGAAACGCCAUCUACACCAAGCCUUCAUUCACCCAAGAGCAUAAGGCAGCAGUCUCUGUGCUGACACCCUUCUCCAAGGGCGCGCCUUCUACCUCCAGCCCUGCAAAAGCCCUACCACAGGUGAGAGACAGAUCGAAAGACUUCACCCACGCCUUUUCCAUUUUAGAAAGUGCAAAGGCUAGAGUUACAAAUAUGAAGGCUUCUAAACCAAUUGUACAUUGCAGAAAAAAAUACCGCUUUCAUAAAACUUGCUCCCGCAUGACCCACAGAACACCCAAGGUCAAAAAGAGCCCAAAGUUCAGAAAGAAAAGUUAUCUGAAUAGACUGAUGCUCGCAAACAGGCCUCCGUUCUCUGCAGCGAAGAGCCUCAUAAAUUCCCCUUCACAAGGGGCUUUUUCAUCCUUAGGAGACCUGAGUCCUCAAGAAAACCCUUUUCUGGAAGUAUCUGCUCCUUCAGAACAUUUUAUAGAAACCACUAAUAUAAAAGACACAACUGCAAGAAAUGCCUUGGAAGAAAAUGUUUUUAUGGAAAACACUAACAUGCCAGAAGUCACCAUCUCUGAAAACACAAACUACAAUCAUCCUCCUGAGGCAGAUUCCGCUGGGACUGCAUUCAACUUAGGGCCAACUGUUAAACAAACUGAGACAAAAUGGGAAUACAACAACGUGGGCACUGACAUGUCCCCCGAGCCCAAAAGCUUCAAUUACCCAUUGCUCACUGAAAUUCAGCUAACCCAGCAGCUACAGUCCCUUAUCCCCAACAACAAUGUGAGAAGGCUCAUUGCUCAUGUUAUCCGGACCUUGAAGAUGGACUGCUCUGGGGCCCAUGUGCAAGUGACCUGUGCCAAGCUCAUCUCCAGGACAGGCCACCUGAUGAAGCUUCUCAGUGGGCAGCAGGAAGUAAAGGCAUCUGAGAUAGAAUGGGAAACGGACCAAUGGAAGACUGAGAACUACAUUAAUGAGAGCACGGAAGCCCAGAGUGAACAGAAAGAGAAGUCGCUUGAGGUGAGAACCACACAGAAACAUGAGACCCAGAAUUCCCAUCAUUUAGCAUAUCCCAGGAAAGUGCCCACACAGAAGAAUCUGGGACUCCCAGGCCAUAGCUUAUCUUGGCCAUGUAACUUUGGUCAUGACAGUGAUCUCCCACUUUGCUCAUGUAGAGAGUAUACGUGGGAAAUGGCUGCAUCACUCACUGUCUUGUGCAUGUGUCUCCCCAGGGGCAUUUUCAGAUUUCUGCCAGGGAGGAGAUGCUCUUCGCGAAGGGAGAGUCAGGAUGGACUUUUCUCAUUCCAACAACCGCUCUGCUAAGAUAUCUACAAACAUCUCAGUGCCACGAGAGUAAAUAAUCACGCAUCGAAGCUGCACAAGAAGUCAUCUAAUGAGGACAAGAUACUCAACAGGGACCCCAGGGACAGCGAAGCCCCAACAGAGAAGGAGGAGGAGAGUGAAGCCGAAGCCCUGCCAUAGGAGGAGAACCCAGCCCACCUCAGGCCUCCUGGAAAAAAAACAUAGCAUAAACAAUACCCAUCAGAAAGAAAAGCAGGACUGAAGCCAGCGGCCCACACAUCCACAGAGGCAGCGGGCAGAGCAAGCACAGGGCCAUCGUUCCUGCCC